GUCAUCCCAAUGAUAACUUUUGGACAUUGUAUCCACACGUACAUUACUUGAUAAUUAAGUAAAACAAAUGAUAUAAUCACUUUUAAUAUUGAAGAGAGGACAUCCAUUUUUAUCAUCAUGAAAUCGUUGUUUUUAAUAAGCUUGGUAGUUGCAGCAUGCAGUGCUAUCGAUGAUGUUUCAAAUGUUCGACAGGAUUUUAAAACAUCAACAAUAAAUGCCUUAAACGAACAGAUCGUGAAAGAACUCCAGGCCAGCUAUAUUUACAAAGCAUAUUCCCAGUACUAUGCUAGAGCUGACGUAUCCCUGCCUGGGUUUGCCAAGUUUUUCUCUAAAGCGUCCAAGGAAGAGUCGGAGCAUGCUGAAAAACUGAUGGAUUACCUGAAUCAGAGAGGGGGUGAAGUCAAACUACAAGAUAUAAAGUUGAAUGAUGUUUGUGAUGUGGUGUCAGAAGAACUUGGAAAACAUUCUGGUAUAGAAAAUUCAAGAACAAAAGCAUGUAUGUGUUACUUCAUGGCAAAAUCUCAAACAUGGAAUUUGUGUCAGGAUAGAGAUGAAUGGUACAAUGGAUUAAUGGGAAUGGAAGAUGCUUUAGUAUUAGAAAGAUUUGUCAACCAGAAAUUAUUAGAUCUCCACAAAGCCACGGAGAGCGAUGCUCAUCUUUCCCACGUUCUGGAACAUGAUUUCUUAGAUGAACAAGUCCAUUCCAUAAAGAGCAUAGGUGACACAGUGAAACAGUUGAGAAGAGUAAAGAAAGGUCUUGGAGAAUAUUUAUUGGAUGAAAAAAUGUAAAAUCGUAAACCUCUUUGUAUAAAUAAUAGAUGUAUUUAUUUUUGUAUUUAAAACAAUAGACAGAAUAUUAUAAACUGUCUAACCAGGUUUGCGAGGAACUUCAUAUAUGGAAAAUACUUAAAAUGUGUGCUGUAAUAGUUUGUUGUCAGUCAGCAUUGAAUUUUUGUUUGAAAUUUUUGCAAAUUCCAUUUUUUUCUUCUGCCAUUUCAAAAUUACUAUUUAACUGUUUUUCAUAUGUAUAACUGCUAAAGCUAUCAGAGUUUCUGCAUCAAAAUACUAUACUUUGUAGAUCACAUUAAUUUUACAGCUAGUUGUUCAAACAAAGGUUCAAAGGAAUGGAAAAUUUAAUAGGAAACAAUCUUUAUAGUUUGAUGGUGUAAUUAAACCUUUAAUAAAACAUGAUGAAGAAGAA
Mytilus californianus (California mussel) is the source of this 1201-nucleotide messenger RNA. Its product is annotated as yolk ferritin-like. The coding region runs from base 118 to 789 and encodes 223 amino acids. The transcript is spliced from 7 exons. The record is from RefSeq and is a predicted model, not a curated record. Gene Ontology annotation, cellular component: cytoplasm. Gene Ontology annotation, molecular function: ferric iron binding; ferrous iron binding. Gene Ontology annotation, biological process: intracellular iron ion homeostasis; iron ion transport. Lineage: Eukaryota; Metazoa; Mollusca; Bivalvia; Mytilida; Mytilidae.